UAAUGAUAGCGGAGGAUUUUCUCUUUCACCUCCACAUUUGAACUGUGAACACUAUCACCUCCUGCAGUCUCUCUGGCUAUUAGAUUAUUCUGUCUGAUCAGCGGUGCUUUCAGACUCACUCUCACAGUUUUUAUAAUUUCUUUGGAUUGUUGGCUAAUUUUCAGUUUUUUUGUUUGCCCCUGAACUACCCCACCAUGGCCCCUCCAAAGGUCUUUUCGCUUGAGGGCAAAGGCCUCAAAUUGGACACUGCUGAGGAUAUCGAGGCCCAUAUCAAGCCACUGAUUGAAAGCACCGAUUUCACCGAGAUUCGCCUGGGUGGUAACACCCUCGGCGUACCUGCCUCGGAACGCCUGGCCCCCGUACUUGCUUCGCAGAAGAGCCUCGAAGUCGCCGACCUCGCUGAUAUCUUCACCUCCCGCCUGCUUUCUGAGAUCCCCCAGGCUCUGACUGCCCUUCUCAAUGCGCUGCUUGAGAUCAAAACUCUCCACACCGUCAACCUUUCCGACAACGCGUUCGGCCUGAACACCCAAGCGCCCCUCGUCGACUUCCUCUCCCGCCACGUGCCCCUCCGCCAUCUGAUCCUGAAUAACAACGGCUUGGGUCCCGCUGCCGGUACGCUUAUUGCCGAUGCGCUCACAAAGCUUGCGGAGCGCAAGGAGGAGGCCCGCAAGGCCGGCGAGGAGAUUUCUCUUCUGGAAAGCGUUGUUUGCGGACGGAACCGAUUGGAGAAUGGCAGUAUGGAAGCGUGGGCACGUGCCUACAAGGUACACGCUGCAGGCAUCCGCUCCGUCAAGAUGACACAGAACGGUAUUCGCCAGGAGGGUAUCUCGCUGCUUUUGAAGGAGGGUCUUCGUCACGCGAGCGCCCUGGAGGUUUUGGACUUGCAGGACAAUACGUUCACCGUCAUGGGAUCUACUGCUCUCGCCGGUGUUGUGGCUGGCUGGCCCUCUCUGCGUGAACUCGGUGUCGGCGACUGCCUGCUAUCCGCACGCGGUGGUGUAAAGGUCGCUCAGGCUUUGGCGGAGGGCAAGAAUCAAAGCCUUCAGACUCUGCGUCUGCAGUACAACGAGAUUACGGCCGAGGGUGUGAAGCUGUUCUUGCACGCUACGAAAACCGCCCUUCCUUCUCUUCGCCGCAUCGAGCUGAACGGCAACAAAUUCCUUGAAGAGGACCCGAAUGUGACAGAGUUGCAGGAGGUUUUGGAGGCGCGCAAGGAGGAGCACGGCACCGAUGAUGAUCCGGAGGACAUGUGGGGUGUGGAUGAGCUGGACGAGCUUGAGGAAGAGAGUGAAGACGAGGAAGAGGAAGAGGAACUCGAGGAAGAGGCCGAAGAAGAGGAGGAGGAGGAGCGCAAGGCCGACAAGUUCCUCAAGGACAAUGUGAAGGCGGAAGACGAGAAGGUCGCUCAAAGACAGGACAAGGAUGUCGAUGCUCUUGCGGAGGCUCUGGGCAAGACUGCUCUGUAGACUUUGCGGAGUCUCGGUUACCUGUUUACGCAGACUCAUUUCCCUGUCUUGUACCCAACUCAGCGGCGACCAGGCUUAUCUCGCGGCGGUCAUUGAUGUAUGACCAUACUCAUCAGCAUGUCUAGGAAGACAUGCGGCAAUAUGGCACCAACAAUGAUGGGUGAACGGCCGGUCGCACCCACAGUGACCCGAAAUUGGGUCGAAUACUGCCUCACGUCGAGUUCCCCUGCUUCGAAGUACCACUACGAGUGGCCAUAUCCGGUUGCCUUCUUGCGCUGAUCUCACCAUAGCGUUCUAAUUGCGUCUUUUACUGCACAGAUGCUCGGAUAGAUUUAUGCCAUCAUCACCCUUUGAUUGUCCCAUGCAGCAUGUUACUACCCCUACUCAUGUAUAUAAUGUUGAAAAGUGAAUGAAUUGAUGACAACGGCCCUUGC
Messenger RNA from Aspergillus novofumigatus IBT 16806, 1900 nucleotides. Its product is annotated as GTPase-activating protein RNA1. NCBI's taxonomy places the organism in Eukaryota, Fungi, Ascomycota, Eurotiomycetes, Eurotiales, Aspergillaceae. Gene Ontology annotation, molecular function: GTPase activator activity; small GTPase binding. Bases 195 to 1466 code for a protein of 423 amino acids. Gene Ontology annotation, cellular component: nucleus; perinuclear region of cytoplasm; cytosol. The transcript has a single exon. The record is from RefSeq and is a predicted model, not a curated record. Gene Ontology annotation, biological process: activation of GTPase activity; nucleocytoplasmic transport.